AUGUUCGGCAACAACAACUCAGGCGGCAACAAGCCCCUCUUUGGAUCAGCUGCUGGCACUGGCAGCGCCUUUGGCUCUAACCAGAAUACUUCAAAUGCCGGUUCUACUGGUCCUAGCCUGUUCGGAAAUGUAGGAGCUACACCUGCCGGAGGCGCAUCUGCUUCACCCUUUGGAGGCAACUCGGGCACCCAACCCUCUUUGUUCGGAAGCGGUACCACCAGCAACACCACUAGCAGUGGCUCAUUCGGUUCGAACACUGCGACUUCAGGCGGCACCUUCUCAUUCGGUCAAGCUCAGAAACCCGCCGGUCAAUCGGGUAGCUUGUUUGGUGGAAACUCGACUCCGGCAAAGACAGAAGCAGCUACACCUACCCCUACAGCUGGCGGAAACAUUUUUGGAGGAGGUGGCGGCACAUUCGGAACAUCAACCACACCCGGUCCAUCAGGAGGAUCUUUGUUUGGCAACAAUUCAACCACUCCCGCCGGUCCUCCACCAGCAUCAAAGACACCUCUUUUUGGAACGACACCCGCUGCGUCGACAACCCCGUCCUCGGCCGCACCUUUCUCUACAACUCCAGCUACUACCCAGCCGCAGACAACUGGUAGCCUCUUUGGUGGCGGAGCCAGCACUACACCGGCUGCUCCCAAAUUAGCAUUUGGAUCUACCCCUACCACUGGCAGUGGAGGUCUGUUCGGUUCCAAGCCGGCCGAGUCCACCACAACCCCGGCCACAACUGCGGACAGCACCCCGAAGCCCAGCAUGUUCGGAAAUGCCGCUCCUGCCGCCAGUGCGCCAAGUACACAAGGAUCUACACCUUCCCUUUUCAAGAUGCCAUCUGCUGGAGGUGACUCCGCUGCUAAGCCUGCAUUCUCUCUUGGUGCCCCUGCUGCUAGCACUGGUGCCUCCCUGCCAUCGUUGGGCGCUCCCGCGGCCUCGACUGCUACUCCCCAAAAGUCUCUCUUCACCGGCCUUGGGGGUACCACAUCCUCUGCUGCCCAAUCAUCCACACCUGCUGCAGCUCCUACAGGACUGUUCGCUCCAAAACCCUCCACAUCCACUCCUGCGACUGCUGCCACCACAUCCGCUCCCGCCGCCACUCCCGCCGCCCCGGCUCCGCUUGGAGGUAUGUUCGGUAAGCCGGCCACUUCCACCCCGGCUUCGCAGCCUGCCGCAGCUACGACGACAGCAGCUGCCGAUAAAACCACUACCGCGACAGCUCCGUCCACAACUACCACAGCUGGUACAGCCGGUACAGGCACCGCAGCUCUUGGGCAGUCAACCACAGGGCCAGCCCCACCAGCCCAAUCACGGCUCAAGAAUAAGACCAUGGAUGAGAUCAUCACCCGCUGGGCGACAGAUUUGACCAAAUAUCAAAAGGAGUUCCGUGAGCAGGCGGAGAAGGUUGCUGAGUGGGAUCGGAUGCUAGUGGAGAAUGGAACCAAAGUGCAGAAGCUGUAUGGCAGUACUGUCGAUGCAGAGCGCGCUACCCAGGAGGUUGAACGUCAAUUGGCCUCCGUGGAAGGCCAGCAAGAUGAGCUAAGCUCGUGGCUGGAUCGAUACGAACGAGAGGUCGACGAGAUGGUUUCGAAGCAGGGAUCCCCCGGCGAUAGCAUUUCAGGCCCGGAUCAGGAACGCGAGAGAACAUACAAAUUGGCCGAGAAGCUCUCCGAACGUCUGGACGAGAUGGGCAAGGAUCUGACCAGCAUGAUCGAGGAGGUGAACGCUGCCUCGGCAACCCUAACCAAGACCAACCGAGCAGACGAGCCCAUCUCCCAAAUUGUGCGCAUUCUCAACUCCCACCUGUCUCAACUGCAGGUCAUCGAUCAAGGUACAUCCGAGCUGCAGGCCAAGGUUGCUGCAGCUCAAAAGGCUGGCCAGUCGAUCUCUUCUCGGCUUGGCUACGGUUAUGCUAGCCCUGGUAUGGGUGGAGGUCAUGCCGCGGAUGAUUUUUACCGCUCGUACAUGGGACGGCGGUAG
Messenger RNA from Penicillium odoratum, 1977 nucleotides. RefSeq names its product putative nucleoporin Nsp1. Gene Ontology annotation, cellular component: nuclear pore; nuclear pore central transport channel. The record is from RefSeq and is a predicted model, not a curated record. Bases 1 to 1977 code for a protein of 658 amino acids. NCBI's taxonomy places the organism in Eukaryota, Fungi, Ascomycota, Eurotiomycetes, Eurotiales, Aspergillaceae. Gene Ontology annotation, biological process: RNA export from nucleus; protein import into nucleus. Gene Ontology annotation, molecular function: phospholipid binding; structural constituent of nuclear pore. The transcript has 3 exons.